AUGCUAGAAGCACUCAACAACAACAUCCGUGCCCACGAGGACGAGGCGGUCGUCAAUUCCGCUAAGCUGCCUGCCACCCAUUCCCCCUUCUUUCGCCCUCCUUAUAUGGUCCCUAUUCCACCAGGCGCGCGUGAGGAUGAGGCAGUGUUCAAGUUCUCCCAGCCACCUGCUGCUGCACAUUGCCCCUCCAAUCCCGUCCUUGCAUUGCCCUCCCCCCAUCAGGCGCAUGUGCGCAUGCUAGCAGCGCUCGACAACAACAUUUCAGCUCACGAGGACAAGGCGGUGUUCAAGUUCUCCCAGCUUCUUGUCACCCGCCAGUUACCUGUCUUUUCACUUCACACUCCCAACGUUUUCCCCUUUCACCAGGCGCAUGUGCGCAUGCUAGCGGCACUGAACAACAACAUCCUAGCACAUGAAGACGAGGCGGUCUUUAAGUUCUCCCAGCUGCCUGUGGCUGGCGGCAGUCAGAUCUACCUGGGGCUGCCCUGCACUGUCACACACGCCGUCACGCACGGAAGCCCGCUAUAUGGGCUCUCACACUCGGUAAGGGCACAAGGCGACCAGGAGUGGCAAGGGACCGGAGUGGCAGGUGCAGUUCUCUCAUCCCAGCUGCCUGUGGCUGGCGGCAAUGAUGGAGCAGUCAGACCUCGAGAUCCUGGUGCUGCUGGAGGCAGUGGUGGCUGUGUGCGACUCCUCUUUCCCCCCUCCCGCCCCAUGGUUCUUCUUGGCUCUCUGCUCACCCCUCCCUCACAGAUGAUGGAGCGACCCCCUUCCUAUCCAGAUGAUGGAGCGAUGAUGGAGAGAUCAGACCUCGAGAUUCUAGUGCUGCUGACGGCAGGCGACUCGACUGCUCCUCCUCCCCCUACCCCUCUUGCUGUGCUCAACUCCCCGUGCACAUUCCGUGCUCCUACACCCCUCUCUCCCCUUCCCUCCUCUGCAGAUGAUGGAGCGAUCAGACCUCGAGAUCUUGGUGCUGCUAGAGGCGGUCGACUGUUCCACCUCUGCCACCUUGCAAGUGAGGUGAUUGUGCGAGGUGAUUUCGAGAUCCUGGUGCUGCUGGAGGCUGUCGACUGCUCCACGUCUGCCACCCUACAAGGAAAAUGGUUUAUCGAGCUGCAAACGGCCGGCGCUGUGUGGAUUUCUCUCUUUGCUGCUAGCAGCACUGCAGCCACCUCCACUGUUCCCCGCAUUGCUCCUCCGCCCAUUGCUCCUCCGCCCAUUGCUCCUCCGCCCAUUGCUCCUCCGCCCGUUGCUCCUCUGCCCGUUGCUCCCCCCCCCGUUGCUCCUCCGCCCAUUGCUCCCCCCCCCAUUGCUCCUCCUCCUAUUGGUGCUCCCCCCAUCGUUCCCCCAAGCCAACAUGCCAAUGCCUACCCCCCAGCCCCUUCAAUUUUCCUCCCCAUCUCUCAACCCCUGCCGCCCAACCCUUCCCCGACCAUUACCGCGCUCCCUCUCACCCCCCCACUCCCCUCCCCACUCCUCUCCACGCCUCUUCACCGCGUGCCACCCACCACACCAUCCACACCCCUGGCGAGUGAUAGUGCAGACGCACAAAGCAGACACUCACAGGCAAUAAGCACGCACCCUCGGCCAAAGGUGCAGAUCCAACAGCAGCAGGCACAGCAGCAGCCACAGCAGCAGCAGCAGCAGCAGCAGCAGCAGCCACAGCAGCAGCCACAGCAGAAACGGCACCAGCAAUACCAGCUCCCGCUCAGCUCCUCCCCCUCUGACUUCCCUGCCGCCACCUCCCUUAGCACUUGGAUUCACGAGCCGGUCGAGGGUGAUGAGGAGGAGGAGUUGAGGAUGAUGGAGAAUGAAAAUCAGCAGAAGGUAGGUGCAGCAGGCGGAGAAGAGAGCCCUGUGGUGCAGCAGGCAGAGGAGAGAGCCUUGUGGGGCAACUAUAGAGCUCCCUUUACCCCUUUCCACUCCCCAUCUCGCCCUUUCCCAAUUGCCUUAUCUGCCCUCGGCCUCCCCCCUGCCUCCCCCCUGCCUCCCCCCCGCCUGCCCCCCCCAGGUGCAGCAGGCGGAGGACAGAGCCCUCUGGUGGCACACCAUGCAACCAUUCACCUUACUGAUCCUUCCUCCCAUGCGUGCCCCCCAACCGUCGCCUCUACCUGUCUCCAUCAGGUGCAGCAGGCGGAGGACAGAGCCCUCUGGUGGCGCCAUGCAACAAUCGAGCUCGCCUCCCGCAUACUGCACUGCACCGCUCUGUACCCCUCUGCACCGCAAUCAGCGUUACCCAAAAGCAGCAGUGAUGAUGUCAUGUCUGAUCUGCUAUGCAGCGGUGUCAACGAUAGCGGUUCAGGAGGAGGAUCGGGAGAAGAAGAACCCUUAGUGCCAGAAGCAGAAGCAGUAGGUUUUGUGGAAGGCCAGAGUCGGAGCAGCAGCACUGGUGGGUCGAUUCCGUGUGACACUAUCGAGGAAAGGAGUGCGGCAGUUUCGAGUGUGCUGCUGCCGAUCGCCUCUAUUGCCACGGCUGUUUCAGCGGCAGCAGCGCUGGCAGACUCACCAGAAGCACAGCUGCUGCAGGCUGCAAGGGAGGCGCUGAAUAAGGCUCUGUGCUUCGAGAAUGAAUGA
Molecule: messenger RNA, 2574 nt
Organism: Closterium sp. Naga37s-1
Lineage: Eukaryota; Viridiplantae; Streptophyta; Zygnematophyceae; Desmidiales; Closteriaceae
Source: the annotation of a GenBank genome assembly